AGUCCAGCUGAAACUGGAAUCAACAAACUAUAUUCUCCACCACACUCGGGUCUCCAUUUACUCAACAUCUGAAAUUUGAACUGAAGAUGACGCUAAGAAUCAUCCUUUGCAUCUCGUUGUAAAUCUGUGCAUAGUGCUAACUAUUAUUCUUAUAAAUGCCAGCUGUUUCCAAUAAAAGAGAAGAAGAAGAAGAAGGAGGAGGAGGAGGAGGAGGAGGAGGAGGAGGAGGAGGAGGAGGAGGAGGAGGAGGAGGAGGAGGAGAAGGAGAAGGAGAAGGAGAAGAAGAAGAAGAAGAAGAAGAAGAAGAAGAAGAAGAAGAAGAAGAAGAAGAAGAAGAAGAAGAAGAAGAAGAAGAAGAAGAAAGAAGAAGAAGAGGAAAAGAACAAGGAAGAGGAAGAAGAAAAGGAGGAAGAAGAGGAAGAAGAGAAAGAAGAGAAAAGAGAAAAAGAGGAAGAAAUACUAUUGAUACAAAGCUUAAAGGAUAUAUCCAAAGUUGCAUAUAAAUAUUUGUAUUUAUAUGCUUAGACAAGAACUAUUAUCUCAUUUGCCUAGAGAAGUGUCUUUUUGUAGGGGAUAACAGUUGAUGCAGUUAAUACAUAAAUGGUUAAAAUGUUUGGAAUGAGUGACUGUUGAUAUCAUUCCUAAUUGGGACUCUCUGAGACCUAACAAAAAUGAUGAUGGAAGAAGACAGAAAGAUUAUAAGAACUAGAACAUGAGAAGAGUCCUGUAAAAUGCUGUCUUCUGGAUAUAACAUGACUAAUGUAAUUAUGAACAGCCAGGUCCUGGCUAUCUGCAUAAAACUGGUAGAAAUAAAAGGCAUAAAGAUAGAAGGGCGAUUAGAUGGGAAAAGGAGGGGAUUGGUGGGAAUUAGAAGACUAGAAGCAUGAGUAACAAGGUGAUAUGCUCAUAGUAUAUUAUUUAUGUCUAUGAAAUCAUCAAAAAUUUAAGUAAUUCAAAAAGGAAGACCACUUAAAUAAACAUUCUUUAAUGAAAACAUGAGCCAAAUUAGAAAAAAUAUUGUUUAUCAGAGAGGCAUCAUUAAAUUAAGUAUUUCAUAUCUGUGCAAAAUAAAUAUAAAUUAUUCAACAUCCUAUAGUUGGCUAUAAUAGUAUGAGGGUUUUUGAAUAAUUAGAAAAUAUAUAACCUAAAAUGUAUACCUAUGUGAAAAAUAUGUUAGUCAAUAUAACAUGUUUGGCAAUGUUGUUAUUUAUAACUAAAUACGUAAUUUCUAGCAGGAGAAUGAACCAAAGUAUUUCUAAGUUCAGUCCAUUUAGUAUACCCUUUGUAUAACAUAAUAUAUCCCUACUGAAUGAUACAAUCAUCAGUAGUCCUCUGAUUUGUUUAUUUACCACCUUCUUCAUGAAAGAUGACAAACAUUUUCAAAAUCACUUGAAAAUAAAAUAUAUUUUUAAAUUUAUUCUUU
This is a messenger RNA of Rattus norvegicus (Norway rat), 1423 nucleotides long. Its product is annotated as U1 small nuclear ribonucleoprotein 70 kDa-like. The record is from RefSeq and is a predicted model, not a curated record. Lineage: Eukaryota; Metazoa; Chordata; Mammalia; Rodentia; Muridae.